CCGUUUCUCCGGCAACGAAAGAGGCUUUCGGCGACGCCGAGGAGCCCAACUCGAGUUUAGUGGCACUUGUCGCUUGGGACCCCAACAAAGUGGAAAUGUCGGAGGCGGCGCCGGCCGACAAGAGGUACGACUUCCUGGGACACUACCUGGGGCUGAGCUACAACCUCAAAGCGGACCGCUGGCAGAAAUGCAUGUCCACCGAGGAGUACCGGCAGCUCAUCGGGGACUUCCUGAACCGCGCGGACAUGAGCGCGCUCUUCGUGAGCCUGAGCGCGGCGGGGCAGUUCGUGCCGUCGGCGACCUUCCCCGCCGCGUCCAAGACCAAGGCCGUGUACUUCGUGAAGCGCAGCCAGGACCCGCUCACGGCCGAGACCGUCCGGACGAACCUGCUGUACGGCGACAUCGCGCCCUCCCCCUUCGAGCAGCUCUCCACCCUGGUGGAGGAGUUAUUGGUUCCAGUGAUGUCCAACAGCAGAAACCAUGGUGGAUGGCCACAGGUGGUGUCUCAAGAUAUUAAGCAGCAUGUACACUCUCUGAAGACCAGCGUGUCGGUGAUGGCGGGGAAAGUCCGGGGCAAAACUCUUCUUCCUUUACCUGUGUGUUUGGAAAGAGUGGGUCAGGCAGCCCUGGAGAAAGACAAGAGCAUCCUCCAUUCAAUUGAGUCUGUGGUGAUUGACUGGUGCCAUCAGAUUCGGGAUGUCAUCAAAAGGGACUCUGCAGCAGCACUCUUAGAAGGCAAGAACCCAACACCUGAUGAGGAGCUGCUCUUCUGGAGAGAUCGAUUUGCUGACCUAGAAUGCAUUUAUGGGCAACUGAAGUCACCAAAUGUUGCCAAAAUGGCAGAGAUUCUGAAGAAGAUGAAGAGCAGUUACUACCCUGCUUUUCAGAACAUGUUUCAAGAAGUCUUGGCAGCACUUGAGGAGGCCAGGGACAUCAACAUCCACUUGAAGCCCCUUAAGCAGAUCUUUGAGGAUGUGGAGAACAUGGAAAUCAAUGAGAUCAAGAGUCAGAUUGCUCCCAUGAUGCAUUUGGUGUGUCUUUUGUGGGCCAAGUCCAGAUUCUACAGUAGCCCUGACAGAGUCAUUGUACUUCUGCAGGAGAUCUGUAACCUCCUCAUAUGCCAGGCCGAGAACUAUCUGAACCCUGAAGAUCUGUUAAAAGGGGAGGCUGAGGAGAGCCUGGCCAAGGUGCAGGAGACUAUUGGAGUUCUUCUUCACUUCCAGCAGACCUACAAAGAGAGGCGUGCCAGCCUGAGUGAGUACCAGAAGUAUGGACAGCAGCUCAAGGAGUGGGAUUUUCCUCCUGCCAUGGUCUUCAAAACAAUGGACUUCUUCAUUCAGAGGCUGGAGACUAUUCAGGGUCUGCUGCUGGGGUCCCUGGACAUGAUGAAGCUGGAGAAGAGUGACUAUGGAGGAGUUUGUGGGAAGAUGCUUAGACAGCAGGUCCUGGGCAUGUAUGAGGAGUUCAUGGAAACAUACAAAGCAUUCACAGAGAAAGCCACAGAUUGUCUCAACCCUGCCAACAUGGAGUUUGAGGCAGAUGUUGGUGAGUUUAUGCGUAAAGUGGAGGACGUCGAUCGUCGUUUGGGUUCCAUCUUCUGUCGUGCUUUUGAUGAUGUUUCGGACUUGGAGCAUGCCUUCAAGGUUAUAGAAAUGUUUGCCAGCCUUCUUCAUCGACCCCUAAUUGCAGCUGGUAUGCAGAGUAAAUACCCGGAACUGGUCAACAUGUUGGACUACGAAUUGGAGAACUGCAGAGUACUGUACAACAGACAUAUUCAGAGAGAGGAAGAGCAGGGUUACACCCCCGUCAAUAAGAAUAUGCCCGCUGUGGCUGGGGGAUUAAUGUGGGCUCAGGAGCUCCAGGAGCGCAUUCAAAUCCCAUUUGAGAAGUUCAAGCACAUUGAAAAGCAAUUCUCAGAGUAUGCUGAUGGGGAGAGAGUGAUUCAGAAAGAGAAGGAAGUGAUGAAGUUACUUGACAGUUACACGUCUAAGCUAUAUCAAGUGUGGGCUGAAACAGUUGGGGAGAAGUCUCAGUAUAACCUCACUCAGCCCAUUAUAUCCAGAGACCCUACGACAAGGCUUAUCACUGUCAACUUCAGCCCUCAGUUAGUGUCCAUGCUGAGAGAGGUGAAGUACCUGCAGGCCAGGCAAGUUGAAGCCAUACCAGACUCAGUAGCCGACAUUUAUGCCAAAAAGAAAGUCCUGCAGCAGUAUGUGGCCAACCUGGAACUCACUGCCAACUGGUACAACAAAGUGAUGCAGACGGUGCUGGAGGUGGAGUUCCCACUGGUGCAACGGCAACUACAAGAUAUUGACGCCUGCCUGAAGGAGGCCGAGAUUUCCGUUAACUGGAAGAGUGAAGGCAUUUGGGACUACAUUCAAAAAGUCCGUGACAUGGUCCGUGACCUUGAGAGAUGCCUGCAAAAGGUGAAAGACAAUGUUGAGGUGAUUCAAAAUAUCAUGAAGACCUGGAUGUCUCCCAUCUUUGAGAGGAAGGAGGGGAAGGACACCCUCAUCAACCUUGACGACAGAACUGAGAGGCUCGAGAAGCGCUAUAGCUACAUCCGAGACUCUGGCAACAGGAUCCAUUCCUUGUUGAAGGAAAAUUUAGAACUUUUUAAGGCAGAUGCUACUUCUGAUGCAUGGAUGGCUUAUGUGGAAUAUGUUGACGAAAUGGUAGUCGAUGGAUUCUUCAACAGCAUUGAGUGCUCACUCAGAUUUUUUCUGGAUAACACAGAUCCCAAAGCUGGUUUGGCCCCGUUGUUUGAAGUCCAGCUAAACCUUAGUGUCCCUGACAUGGUAUUCUACCCCUCCCUUCAGUUUGGCACCAGUGAUGGCUUUUAUGACUUGGUGGAAAGCCUUGUCAAUGACGUCUACAGGAUCUCUUCCCUGAUGCCACGACUAGCUGGGCACAACAGCCUUCCUCACUACCAGGCUGAUAUGGAGGGUAUGGCUGACUUAGCUGACAUGCGUCAACAUCUCAUGGACAGCGUCAAGCAAGUGAUGUCCAAGUGCUUGGAUUACUCCAAUGGCUUUGAGCACUAUGCAUACCUUUACGUUGAUGAUAGAAAGGAGUUCAUGCGGCAGUUUUUGCUAUACGGUCAUGUUCUGACCAGCGAAGAGAUAGAGGCCCACGCAGAGGAGGGUGUCCCAGAGAGCCCUCCUACCCUGGCACAGUUCAAGGAGCAGGUGGACUCCUACGAGAAGAUCUGUGAAGAGGUCCAGCACAUAGACCCCAUUGCCGUAUUUGACAGUUGGAUGAGGGUUGAUGCCCGCCCCUUUAAGAGUGCCUUGCUUAAUGUUAUUAAAAGGUGGAGCCUCAUGUUUAAGCAGCACCUCAUUGACUAUGUCACUAACAGCCUGUCUGACUUAGAGAAGUUCAUCAAAGUUGCCGAAAAACAGCUGGGCAAAAAGGUAGAGGAAGGUGACUACAGUGGCCUGGUGGAAAUAAUGGGGCACUUGAUGGCAGUGAGGGAGAGGCAGAGCAACACGGAUGCAAUGUUUGAGCCACUGCAGCAAACCAUAGAGCUGUUGCAGACAUAUGAGCAGGAGCUUCCGGAGGAGGUUUACAGGCAGUUAGAGGAGCUGCCAGAGAAGUGGAACAAUGUGAAGAAGCAAGCGGUCACAGUGAAGCAGCACAUCGCACCUCUGCAGGCUAAUGAGGUGGCCAGCCUGCGGAGGAAAUGUGCCUCUUUUGAUGUGGAGCAGCACACCUUCAGGGAACGCUUUCGCAAGGAAGCACCUUUCAGGUUUGACACUGAAAACCCUUACCAUAUGCUAGAUAUAGCCCACAAGCAAAUUCAGGAGAAAGAAUCAACUAUGGCCGCAAUCACCGAGUCUGCAAGUCUCUUUGAGGUGAAUAUCCCUGAUUACAAGCAGCUGAAGCAGUGCCGCAAAGACGUGUUACUGCUGAAGGAGCUGUGGGACAUGAUUAUAGUAGUGGACUCCAGCAUUACCGACUGGAAGAAGACCAGGUGGCGAGAAAUCAACGUUGAGGAUAUGGAGAUGGAAUCGAAGCGUUUCGCCAAGGACAUUCGGGCCCUGGACAAAGAGGUGCGGGCAUGGGAUGCCUUUUUAGGCCUGGAUGACAGGGUGAAGAACACCCUGACCUCCCUGAGGGCGGUGGCAGAGCUACAGAACACAGCCAUCCGGGAACGGCACUGGCACCAGCUGAUGCAGGCCACAGGGGUGCGCUUCACCAUGGACAAGGACACCACCCUGGCGGACCUCCUGAAGCUCAACCUGCACAAGUACGAGGAUGAAGUGCGGGGAAUUGUGGACAAGGCUGUUAAGGAGAUGGGCAUGGAGAAGGUUUUGACCGAGCUGAACACCACCUGGACGGGCAUGCAGUUUCAGUAUGAACCCCACCACCGGACCAAGGUGCCCCUGAUCAAGACUGACGAGGAGCUGAUCGAGAUCCUGGAAGAUAACCAGGUGCAGCUGCAGAAUCUCAUGUCUUCCAAGUACAUUGCCUUCUUCCUGGAGGAAGUUUCUGCCUGGCAGAGGAAGCUGUCCACAGCAGACUCUGUUAUUGGCAUCUGGUUUGAGGUGCAGAGAACCUGGUCUCACCUGGAGAGCAUCUUCAUUGGCUCAGAGGACAUACGUUCUCAGCUGCCUGAGGAUUCAAAACGCUUUGAAGGCAUAGACACAGAUUUCAAAGAACUGGCCAAUGAUGUGAGUAACACUCCCAAUGUUGUGGUAGCCUGCAACAAACCAGGCCUGUACAAUAAAUUGGAGGACCUUCAAGGCAGGUUGGCCCUGUGUGAGAAGGCUCUCGCAGAAUAUCUGGACACCAAACGACUUGCCUUCCCCAGGUUCUAUUUCAUUUCCUCAGCUGACCUGUUGGACAUCCUCUCUAAUGGCACCAGUCCUCACCAGGUUCAGCGCCAUCUUUCCAAGCUGUUUGACAACAUGUCUAAGAUGAAGUUUGAGGUAGACCAGGCUGGGAAGCCCACCAAGAUUGGCCUGGGAAUGUACAGCAAGGAGGAGGAAUAUGUUACUUUCAAUAAGCCUUGUGACUGCGCUGGUCAGGUGGAGGCCUGGCUGAACCGAGUACUGGACAGCAUGAGAGCUACAGUGCGACAUGAGAUGACAGAAGCAGUGGUAGCCUACGAGGAAAAGCCCAGGGAACAGUGGCUCUUUGAUUAUCCUGCACAGGUUGCUCUAACAUGCACUCAGAUCUGGUGGACUACAGAAGUGGGCAUUGCCUUUUCUCGUUUGGAAGAGGGCUACGAGAAUGCCAUGAAGGAGUACUACAAGAAACAAGUGAACCAGCUGAAUACCCUUAUAACUAUGCUGAUUGGCCAGCUCUCGCCUGGAGACCGCCAGAAAGUCAUGACCAUCUGUACUAUAGAUGUCCAUGCCAGAGAUGUGGUAGCCAAAAUCAUUGCUCAGAAGGUGGACAACUCACAGGCCUUUUUGUGGCUCUCUCAACUUCGACACCGGUGGGACGAUGAUAGGAAACAUUGCUUUGCCAAUAUCUGCGAUGCCCAGUUUCUGUACUCAUAUGAAUACCUUGGUAACACACCACGUCUGGUGAUCACUCCAUUAACAGACAGAUGCUACAUAACCUUAACCCAGUCCCUGCACCUCAUCAUGAGUGGAGCUCCAGCUGGCCCAGCUGGCACGGGGAAGACUGAGACCACCAAGGACUUGGGACGGGCCCUGGGGAUCAUGGUCUAUGUUUUCAACUGCUCUGAGCAAAUGGACUACCAGUCCUGUGGGAAUAUUUACAAAGGCCUGGCACAAACAGGAGCCUGGGGGUGCUUUGAUGAAUUUAACCGAAUCUCUGUGGAGGUGCUCUCUGUGGUAGCAGUACAGGUUAAGAGCAUCCAAGAUGCUGUCAGAGAUAAAAAGAAGCGGUUCAACUUCAUGGGAGAGGAGGUCAACCUCGUCUCCUCUGUUGGGAUCUUCAUUACCAUGAAUCCUGGAUAUGCCGGGAGGACAGAAUUGCCUGAGAAUCUGAAAGCACUUUUUCGACCUUGUGCCAUGGUGGUGCCAGACUUUGAGUUAAUCUGUGAGAUUAUGCUGGUGGCAGAAGGCUUCAUUCAAGCCAAGAUUUUGGCCAGGAAGUUCAUUACCUUGUAUCAGCUGUGUAAAGAGCUUCUUUCAAAGCAGGACCACUAUGACUGGGGCUUGCGGGCCAUCAAAUCCGUGCUGGUGGUAGCAGGGUCAUUGAAAAGGAGUGAUCCUGACCGCCCUGAGGAGCAGGUGCUUAUGAGAGCUCUGCGAGACUUCAACAUCCCCAAGAUUGUGACUGACGACAUGCCCGUGUUCAUGGGCCUCAUUGGAGACCUGUUCCCUGCACUGGAUGUCCCUCGUAAAAGGAACAUGGAAUUUGAGAAGUUUGUCAAACAAUCUAUCCUGGACCUCAAGCUGCAGGCUGAGGACAACUUUGUUCUGAAGGUGGUGCAGCUAGAGGAGCUCCUUGCUGUCAGGCACUCAGUGUUUGUAGUGGGUAAUGCUGGCACAGGAAAGUCACAGGUGAUGAAAUCCCUGAACAAGACCUACCACAACAUGAAACGCCGUCCCGUGUGGUCUGACCUCAACCCCAAAGCUGUCACCAACGAUGAACUUUUUGGCAUCAUCAACCCAGCCACCCGGGAGUGGAAAGAUGGGCUUUUCUCCAAUAUCAUGCGUGAGCUGGCUAACAUUAGUCAUGAUGGACCAAAGUGGAUUGUGCUUGAUGGAGAUAUUGACCCAAUGUGGAUUGAAUCUUUGAACACCGUCAUGGAUGAUAACAAGGUGCUGACUCUGGCAAGUAAUGAGAGAAUACCACUGAACCCAACUAUGAGGCUGGUUUUUGAGAUCAGCCACCUGCGAACUGCCACACCUGCCACUGUGUCCCGAGCUGGCAUCCUAUACAUAAACCCAGCAGAUUUGGGCUGGAAUCCUCCAGUGAGCAGCUGGAUUGACAAGAGAGAGGUCCAGUCUGAGAAAGCCAACUUGACUAUUCUCUUUGAGAAGUACCUACCUCCUUGUCUUGACAGUCUCAGGACGAGAUUUAAGAAGAUCAUCCCUAUUCCAGAACAAAGCAUGGUACAGAUGCUUUGUCACCUUCUGGAUUGUCUGUUGACACCUGAGCACACCCCUCCAGAUAGUCCAAAGGAACUGUAUGAGCUCUUCUUUGUCUUCUGUGCCAUUUGGGCAUUUGGAGGUGCCAUGUUCCAGGAUCAGCUGGUUGAUUACAGAGUAGAGUUCAGUAAAUGGUGGGUGUCAGAAUUCAAAACUAUCAAGUUCCCAUCUCAAGGCACUGUAUUUGACUACUACAUCGACCCUGAGACAAAGAAGUUUGAACUAUGGUCAAAAAUGAUUCCUCCGUUUCGUUUUGAUCCAGAUAUUCCUCUGCAGGCUUGCUUGGUGCAUACCACUGAGACAAUUCGGAUUCGUUACUUCAUGGACCGAUUGCUUGAGAGGAGGCUCCCAGUCAUGUUGGUGGGAAAUGCAGGAACGGGAAAAUCAGUUCUGGUUGGUGAUAAACUGGGUUCCUUGGAUCCAGAUAAGUACAUGAUCAAGAACGUGCCCUUCAACUAUUACACAACAUCAGCUAUGCUGCAAGCCAUUUUAGAAAAGCCUCUGGAGAAGAAGGCUGGUAGGAACUAUGGCCCCCCUGGGAGCAAGAAUCUGAUCUACUUCAUCGAUGACAUGAACAUGCCAGAAGUAGAUGCCUAUGGAACAGUGCAGCCUCACACGCUCAUUCGACAGCACAUGGACUACAUGCACUGGUAUGACAGAAUCAAGCUAGUUCUAAAGGAGAUCCACAACGUGCAGUAUGUGUCCUGCAUGAAUCCCACCGCGGGCAGCUUCACCAUCAAUCCACGGCUGCAGCGACACUUCUGCGUGUUUGCACUCUCUUUUCCUGGUGCGGAUGCCCUGAGUACCAUCUACUGCAGCAUUUUAACCCAGCGUCUCCGUGGGGAGGGCUUUCCGCCAGUCCUGCAGAAAAGCUGCCCCCAGGUCAUCCAACUGUCACUGGCUGUGCACCAAAAGGUGACUGCCACCUUUCUACCCACGGCCAUCAAGUUCCAUUAUAUCUUCAACCUCCGUGACCUCUCCAAUAUAUUCCAGGGAGUUCUGUUUUGUUCAUGUGACUGCCUGAAGACUGUCCAAGACUUGGUGAAGAUUUACAUGCAUGAGUCUCAAAGAGUCUACAGAGACAAGAUGGUUGAAGAGAAGGACUUUGAAACUUUUGACAAGAUUAUUCAUGAUUCAGUAAAAAAGUUUUUUGAGGACAUAGAUGCGACCCUUGAAGAAGCUAAGGCCAUGAAUAUGUACUGUCACUUUGCCACUGGCAUUGGGGAGCCAAAAUACAUGCCUGUGCAGUCAUGGGAAUCCCUCAACAAGAUAUUGAUGGAGGCACUGGAGAACUACAACGAAGUCAAUGCUGCUAUGAGUCUGGUUCUUUUUGAAGAUGCUAUGUCACACAUUUGUCGCAUUAACCGAAUCUUAGAAUGCCCCAGAGGAUACGGACUUCUGGUAGGAGUGGGCGGCAGUGGUAAACAGAGUCUGACAAGGCUUGCAGCAUUCAUAAGCUCCUUGGAGGUGUUUCAGAUUUCUCUUAGGAAAGGCUACAACAUCCCUGAUCUCAAGACUGAUUUAGCUGGACUGUACAUCAGAGCUGGGGUGAAGAAUAUUGGCACAGUAUUCUUAAUGACUGAUGCCCAGGUGGCAGAUGAAAAGUUCCUGGUCCUAGUCAAUGAUCUUUUGGCAUCAGGUGAGAUCCCUGAUCUGUUUCCGGACGAUGAAGUGGAAAAUAUAGUAGGAAACAUGAGGAAUGAGGUGAAAUCACUAGGACUGAUAGACACCAGGGAGAACUGCUGGAAGUUCUUCAUUGACCGUGUGCGAAGGCAGCUGAAGGUUGCCCUCUGCUUCUCUCCUGUGGGCAACAAGUUGCGGGUGCGAAGCAGGAAGUUCCCAGCCUUGGUCAACUGUACUUCCAUCGACUGGUUCCACGAGUGGCCGCAAGAAGCCCUUGAAUCAGUUAGCUUUCGGUUCCUCCAGGACAUUGAGCAAAUACAGCCAGUAUUAAAGGACUCUGUCAGUAAGUUCAUGGCCUACGUCCAUACCAGUGUCAAUAAGAGUUCCAGGGCUUACCUGGCCAGUGACCGGCGCUACAACUAUACCACACCCAAGUCCUUCCUGGAGCUGAUCAAGUUGUAUCAGAACCUGUUGUCCCGGAAGGGCAGAGACCUGGCCCUUAAAACCGAGAGGCUGGAGAAUGGGCUCCAGAAGCUCAAUAGCACGUCUUCCCAGGUGGAUGACCUGAAAGCCAAGCUGGCUGCCCAGGAAGUGGAGCUGAAGCAGAAGAACGAGGAUGCAGACAAGCUAAUCCAGGUGGUUGGGGUGGAGACAGCGAAGGUCAGCAAGGAGAAGGCUGUGGCUGAUGAAGAGGAGAAGAAAGUGGCGGUUAUUGCUGAGGUUGUAAUGGGGAAGCAGCGGGAUUGUGAAGAGGACCUGUCCAAAGCUGAACCCGCCCUGAUAGCUGCCCAGGAAGCCCUCAACACUCUGAACAAGAACAACUUGACGGAGCUGAAGUCCUUCGGCUCCCCCGUGGCUGCUGUUACCAACGUGACUGCGGCCGUCAUGGUGUUGAUGGCUCCUGGUGGCCGUGUCCCCAAGGACAGGAGCUGGAAGGCAGCAAAGGUGAUGAUGGCCAAGGUUGAUGCCUUCCUGGAUGCGCUAAUCAACUUUAAUAAGGAAAACGUCCAUGAAAACUGCCUCAAGGCCCUCCAGCCCUAUCUCCAGGACCCCGAGUUCCGCCCGGAGCUGGUGGCUGCCAAGUCUUUAGCAGCAGCAGGGCUCUGCUCCUGGGUGAUCAACAUUGUGAAGUUCUAUGAGGUGUACUGCGAGGUGGAGCCCAAGAGACAGGCCCUCAGCAAGGCCAAUGCAGAGCUAGCAGCAGCCCAGGAUAAGCUCACCACAAUAAAAUCCAAGAUUGCUCAACUGAAUGAGAACCUGGAGAAACUGACAGCGAAGUUUGAGAAGGCCACGGCAGAGAAGCUGAAGUGCCAGCAGGAGGCCGAUGCCACGGCAUACAUCAUUUCUCUUGCCAACCGCCUGGUAGGGGGGCUUGCAUCAGAGAAUGUUCGCUGGGCUGAAGCUGUGAGUAAUUUCAAGCACCAGGAGAAAACACUUUGUGGAGAUGUGUUGCUGAUCACAGCCUUUGUGUCCUACCUGGGAUAUUUUACAAAGAGCUACCGCCUGGAACUGAUGGACAAGACCUGGAGGCCUUACCUGAGCGAGCUCAAGGUGCCGGUUCCAGUGACACCAGACUUGGACCCAUUAACAAUGCUGAUGGAUGAUGCAGAUAUUGCCGCUUGGCAAAACGAGGGACUUCCUGCAGACAGGAUGUCAACAGAAAAUGCCACAAUCCUAACCAGCUGCGAGCGCUGGCCUUUAAUGGUGGACCCCCAGCUGCAAGGAAUCAAAUGGAUCAAAAAUAAAUAUGGAGAAGCCCUCAGAGUUAUCAGGAUAGGCCAGAGAGGAUAUCUUGAUUCUGUGGAAAUGGCCUUGUCUUCUGGUGAAGUAGUUUUGAUUGAAAAUUUGGAAGAGAAUGUGGACCCAGUUUUGGGACCUUUGCUUGGUCGAGAGACUAUAAAGAAGGGGAAGUGCAUAAAAAUUGGAGAUAAAGAGUGUGAGUACAACCCCAACUUCCGUCUCAUCCUUCACACGAAGCUGGCGAAUCCCCAUUACCAGCCAGAGCUGCAGGCCCAGUGCACCCUCAUCAAUUUCACAGUAACACGGGAUGGCCUCGAGGAUCAGCUUUUGGCAGCUGUGGUCAGUAUGGAACGACCAGACCUGGAAGAGCUGAAGUCAAACCUCACAAAGCAGCAAAAUGGUUUCAAGAUUACUUUAAAAACUCUUGAAGAUAAUCUGCUGUCCCGUCUAUCUUCUGCUUCUGGAAACUUCUUGGGUGACACUGAGCUGGUGGAGAAUCUUGAGACAACCAAACAGACAGCUGCAGAGAUUGAAGAAAAGGUAAAAGAGGCCAAGGUGACAGAAGUCAAAAUCAAUGAAGCGAGGGAGCACUACCGCCCAGCAGCAGCCCGAGCUUCCUUAUUGUACUUCAUAAUGAACGACCUCAAUAAAAUCCAUCCCAUGUAUCAGUUCUCUCUGAAGGCAUUCAGUGUGGUAUUUCAGAAGGCAGUCCUGAAGGCAGCUCCAGAUGAAGUGCUGAAGCAGAGGGUUGCUAACAUCAUCGACAGCAUUACGUCUUCGGUUUACCAGUACACCACACGUGGCCUCUUUGAGUGUGAUAAACUCACCUACACAGCUCAGCUUGCCUUCCAGAUAUUGCUGAUGAAUAAAGAAAUCAAUCCGAUAGAGCUGGAUUUCCUUCUGAGGUACCCUGCUCAGCCUGGUGUGAUAUCACCAGUCGACUUUCUCUCCAAUCAGUCAUGGGGUGGAAUAAAGGCUUUAAGUGCCAUGGAUGAGUUCCGAAAUUUGGACCGUGACAUAGAGGGAUCUGCCAAGCGCUGGAAGAGGUUUGUGGAGUCAGAGUGCCCAGAGAAGGAUAAGUUCCCUCAGGAGUGGAAGAACAAGACGGCUCUUCAGAAACUCUGCAUGAUGAGGGCAAUACGGCCUGACCGGAUGACCUACGCUGUGAGGGAUUUCGUAGAGGAGAAACUGGGCAACAGAUACGUGGCGGGCCGGUCCCUGGAAUUCGCCAUCUCCUUUGAAGAAUCUGGGCCAGCGACUCCCAUGUUCUUUAUCCUGUCUCCCGGUGUUGACCCACUUAAGGAUGUAGAGAAACACGGACGAAAACUAGGUUACACCUUUGACAACAUGAACUUCCACAAUGUGUCCUUGGGCCAGGGACAGGAAGUAGUGGCUGAACAAGCCCUGGACCUCGCAGCCAAGGAGGGCCACUGGGUUAUCUUGCAGAACAUCCAUCUGGUGGCUAAAUGGCUAAGCACAUUGGAGAAGAAGCUAGAGCAACACAGUGAGGGAGGUCACGAGAACUUCAGAGUGUUCAUCAGCGCCGAGCCUUCUGGGACUCCGGAGUCGCACAUAAUCCCUCAGGGCAUCCUGGAGAACUCCAUCAAGAUCACCAAUGAGCCUCCCACUGGGAUGCAUGCCAACCUCCACAAGGCCCUGGACAACUUCAACCAGGAUACAUUGGAGAUGUGUGCCCGUGAGAAUGAGUUUAAAAGCAUCCUCUUUGCCCUUUGCUACUUUCACGCAGUGGUGGCUGAGAGGAGAAAAUUUGGUCCACAGGGUUGGAACAGAAGCUACCCCUUUAACACAGGGGACCUGACUAUCUCCGUGAAUGUGCUCUACAACUAUCUAGAGGCCAACUCAAAGGUUCCUUAUGAUGACCUUCGUUAUCUGUUUGGUGAGAUCAUGUAUGGCGGUCAUAUCACGGAUGACUGGGACCGCAGGCUGUGUCGAACCUACCUGGAAGAGUUUGUCAAACCCGAGAUGAUGGAGGGAGAUGUCUACCUGGCCCCAGGCUUCCCUUUGCCUGGAAGCAUGGACUACAAUGGUUACCACGAGUACAUUGACGAGACUCUCCCUGCCGAAUCCCCAUACCUGUAUGGGCUGCAUCCCAACGCUGAGAUCGGAUUCCUCACCCAGACCUCAGAGAAGCUCUUCCGGACCGUGCUGGAGAUGCAGCCUCAAGACAGCAGUGCUGGAGAGGGCACUGGGGGCACAAGAGAGGAGAAGGUGAAGGCAGUCUUGGAUGAUGUCAUGGAGAAACUGCAUGAGGAGUUCAACUUGCCAGAGCUGAUGUCGAAGGUGGAGGACCGGACACCAUACAUUGUGGUUGCCUUCCAAGAGUGUGAGCGCAUGAACUUCCUCACGCAGGAAAUCAAACGCUCAUUGAAGGAACUCAAUCUAGGUUUGAAGGGAGAGCUGACAAUGACAAGUGACAUGGAGAACCUGCAGAAUGCUUUGUUUCUUGACCAAGUGCCUGAAUCCUGGACAAAACGGGCUUACCCUUCAAUAUCGGGCCUCGGCGCCUGGUUUGUGGACCUCCUCAACCGCAUUAAGGAACUGGAGACUUGGACAUCAGACUUCACCCUGCCCUCAGUGGUGUGGCUGGCUGGCUUCUUCAAUCCACAGUCCUUCCUGACAGCUAUUAUGCAGUCCAUGGCCCGAAAGAAUGAGUGGCCCCUGGACAAGAUGUGCCUGCAGUGUGACGUGACCAAGAAGUCUCGUGAGGACUUCAGCAGCCCGCCACGUGAGGGAGCCUACAUACACGGACUCUUCAUGGAGGGAGCACGUUGGGAUACCCAGACAGGGAUAAUGGCAGAAGCCAGACUGAAGGAGCUGACUCCAUCAAUGCCUGUCAUCUUCAUAAAAGCCAUUCCCGUUGACAAGCAAGACACUCGCAACGUGUAUCAAUGCCCUGUGUACAAGACUCGGCAGAGAGGACCUACGUUUGUGUGGACCUUCAACCUGAAGACCAAGGAGAACCCAUCCAAGUGGACCCUGGCUGGUGUUGCUCUGCUGCUGCAGGUUUAGAGCAUGAGACAUAAGAUCUCUUGACACCUUUAUAGCACGUGACAUUAUUGUUCAAGGAAAUUCUGUUUAUCUAAUGUUUUACCCCUCAUUCAAAAAUCAUAAAUCAGUUGCUUCUCUUAAUUUAUGCUUAACUCCUUCUCCAUAAUGAUUAUAUGUAUCUUUAAUUUAUGCAUGAUUCAUAUAAUCUUGUACUCAACAAUGAGGAUUUUCCACUUGUACAACAAAAUCUGCAAAUUAUUCAUACAUUUAGUUGACACCUUUUGGGUUUUAUAUUAAGCUGCUGACAAAGAUUUUUUAAUUUGUAUGGCUAGGGAGUUUUUACUUCAUAAAUUCAGGGUAAGUACAGUGAUCUAGGGCACCAAGGCCUUUACUUGAAAGGCAGUGGCUCUAACCACUGUUUACUGCUGCUCCAAAUUACCACUAAACAACUUUCAUUUGGUGUAGUUUUGAAAACAUGUAUGUUAAGAGGUUUAUGAUGAUUGAAGGUUUAUGAUUAAGUACUGAGGCUAUGUAAAAAUGGGGCGGCACGUGGAAAGGUGGUAAUAAUGACACUUGAAAACAACAGAAGUAGCAUAUUGGUUUUCUGGUUUGGAUAAACCUCUUCAUGUUGGACUGUUGAGCAAGGUAUUUACUCUUAACUGAUAGUGUAAGAAUACAAAACGGUAUACUGUAGAUGGGUGUAAAUCAUUGUAAAGUUUCUUUGGAUAAAGAUCUUUACUAAAAUGUUUAUUUUUCUUUCAUAUGCCCAUGCAUUUGUCCCAAGCAACAUAGAGUGCUUGCAUACUAAGCUAUUACAUUUUUCAUGCUUUUAUACUGUUAAGUUUUUUUCUUUUGCUAGGGCAAUUAUAUAACAAUAUAAUAAAAUAUCGUGCCUCUGUUACCCUAAGAUCUGAUCAGCCUUCAGAAACGCAGAAAAGAUGACUAGACUGUCUGCAUAACUCUCUAAUAAGAAUAAUUAUAUAUUCUAAAACAAUGCAAUGUCAAUUUUCCUUUAGCAGAGCUGAAAAUCUAUAUGAGAAAAGACAAACCUGUGUUUUUUGUGUGUUUAUACUGACUUUCACACAUCACAACAUAAUUACAUCCU
Scleropages formosus (Asian bonytongue) is the source of this 14550-nucleotide messenger RNA. RefSeq names its product dynein, axonemal, heavy chain 9. Gene Ontology annotation, cellular component: dynein complex. The record is from RefSeq and is a predicted model, not a curated record. The coding region runs from base 96 to 13466 and encodes 4456 amino acids. Gene Ontology annotation, molecular function: minus-end-directed microtubule motor activity; ATP binding; dynein intermediate chain binding. Gene Ontology annotation, biological process: microtubule-based movement. The transcript is spliced from 69 exons. NCBI's taxonomy places the organism in Eukaryota, Metazoa, Chordata, Actinopteri, Osteoglossiformes, Osteoglossidae.